Molecule: messenger RNA, 7933 nt
Organism: Blepharisma stoltei
Lineage: Eukaryota; Ciliophora; Heterotrichea; Heterotrichida; Blepharismidae
Source: the annotation of a GenBank genome assembly
AUGACUUUGCGCAGUCAUUUAAGAGCUUUGUCUCUAAAGAACUGGCUUGUAUGAAAAAGAGAAGCUGUUGGUUCUGCUUGUGAAAUUCUCUUCCCAGUGAUCCUUAUCACCUUUAUGCUUUUGUUAAGAUUCGCCUUGCCAGCUUCUCACAAGAAGGCAGAAUCACAUUUGGAUGACGGCCAAAUCAUUGCACCUCUCAGAACAGCAAAUAUGUCGCUCUAUAAUGUUUCAGAUUUCUCACUCUCCAAUGAGAAACAAAAGGAAAAUUAAGAAAUAUAUAUAUAAUGAUUUGGAAAGAUUUAAUGAUAUUUGAAUAUAAAAAAAAAUAAUUAUUAUUAAAUAAUUUAUAUAAUAGAGAUGAAUUUAUUUAUUUUCGAAUAAUUUUUAUGUUUAAAAUGCUCAAAAAUUUUAAUUAUCAGGCUUAGAUCUUCUUAAUGUUGGAGAGUCAGAAAACUCUGUCUAUCCUUUUAAUUGGUGCGCUUUAGUUAUUCCUUACAAUUGGACUUGGGCUUAUGUUAUAACUGGAAAUGCUACUGAAGCAGACCAAAAGAAUUUAGUAGGAAGCUUAGCAAGUGAAAUAAGCAAAUACUUUGUCAGCUAUUGCCUUGCUUUGCUUUAACUUGGGCUUUUCCAGCAGCUUCUAGUGCACUGAGAAGUCAGUUUAGCCAAUUUUAGUUAUUAAAUCAGCUCAUCAAAUGGUAGAUCGCCUGGCAAAAUUACUAACUCCCCCCUCCAUGAGCGAACAAAAGAUUUUGUUUGCUUAUGGAGGGAGGUUAAAUUUUAUUUUAUAUAAUUUUAUUGAACAAAUACUUAAAAAAAUCCCAAAAAAUAGGGAUUUUUCCAAUGCUUUCGUUAAUUGAGGGGGGAGUAAGCCAUUUUAUAAAAUGGCUUGACCAUAUAAAAUUGGCAAAAUCAGCUCUCAGGAGAAAUAGAGCCAAAAUAAAGCUCAGACUAUAUAAUAUCACAGCUCCAGAGCCACGCAUGUUUAAAGCCAACAAAAACCUUGAAGAUUAUAUAACUGAUUCUGACUACGACGACAAACAUCAUCAAAAAAUUUGUUUUUCUGUCAACAUAAAGUACGAUCAGCUCGCAGAUAGAACUCCUGCAGACGUCACUUUAAAGAUCAGAUAUAACGCAACAGACACAAAUCCGAACGACCAAACCGUAUAUGGCACAUGGUAUGAUAUUUUCUUGACAAGUAUUUAUCCAGCCGUUGACAAGUAUCAGAAGAGUGUUAUCAAGACCUACCAGCACAAUUUCGUCAAAUCUGGGUUUCUUCACAUUCAGCAUACUUUUUAAAAGAUUGCGAGUUGAAAGGGGUCCUGAGUGAUCCUAGUCCCUGUAGAUUAUCCUGUUUUUUUAAGGAUAUACUAUUUUUUCCUUGGCUGAGACACUAAAUUAUUAAAUUAAGAGUCUUAAGAUCUUCCAGAUUUGAUACCUCCGCACUCUUUCGACCGCCGGACCCUUGCUUGAAGAACCUGAUGCUGGUGAAGAAAAAUCUUAAAUACCUCUAUAAUUUAAUUAAUCUAAUCACAUUCAGAACAUAGUUUACAAUUACUUUUUAACAGACAAAUUAGGAGAUACUGCAUUUCUGCAGACUGCCAUGGUCCCGUUCCAUGGGAUGAAGUACAUCCAAGACAAUUUUAUGCUAAAUUUUGCAGGGACGCUUGGCUUUUUUAUGUUCAUUACGUCGCUUGUACCAGUUUCAAGGCUGAUCAACAAAAUCACAACAGAAAAAGAAACUAAGGUGAAGGAGGCUAUGAAAAUGAUGGGACUGACUGAUACGCCUUAUUGGGUGUCUUGGUUUCUCAUGUACAUUUGUAUUUAUGGCCUUAUUUCAGUGCUCUGCACAUUAGUCGGCUGGGAACUUUUUAACUACUCCAACAAAUUCUUGGUAUUUUUGCUGUUCUUCAUGUAUGGCAUGUCAUGCAUCGCAUUCAGCUGCUUGAUGAGCUCUUUCUUUUCUAACUCCCCCCCUCCUUGAGUGAACAAAAAAAAUUUUUGUUCACUCACGGAGGGGGGCUAAUUUUUUUUUUUUUUAAAAAUUUUUAUAUAUAAAUUUUAUAUAAAAAAUAUAUAUAUAAAUUUUAUAAAAAAAUAUUUUUUUUUCGAAAUUAAAAAAAUCUUAAUUCUCAAAAAUUGGAAAAAGCAAAUAUCAAAUCAAUUUGCAAAAUUUUAUGUUUUAAAAAGCAGUUCGUUUAAAAUUAAACAGAACUACCUUGAGAUUUCAUUAUACUAAUUAUCAUUUAUAUAUCAAAAUUUUUUAUUAAAAAAAAUUUUUGUUCACUCACGGAGGGUGGGUGUUUUGGGUAAAAAAUAGGGAUUUUUCUAAUGGGUUUGUUCACUCACGGAGGGGGGAGUAAGGCGAAAACUGCAAUUUUAGUCGGCGUUCUUGUGUUUUUUGUCACUUAUUUCACCUUAUUUGCAGUUACCCAGACAACUCCUGCAGGAACCAAGGUCGGUUUAUCAAUUUUUAACACAGUCGCCAUGAGCCAAGGCUUUUUUACUCUUCUUUCUUUACAAGGAAACCAAGUCGAAGUCAAUUUCAGCACUUCUGGCAAUGAGUACCAAAAUUAUUCAGUCCAAAUUUCUAUAAUCAUGCUAACAAUCGACACUGUCCUCUAUACACUUUUAGCUUUAUAUUUCGAUAAAGUCGUCCCUUCACAAUAUGGAGUAGCUCUGAAAUGGUAUUUUCCUUUCACAAAAUCAUUUUGGACAGGAAAAAAUACAAAUGAUUCAGAAUUAGACGAGGCUGCUAUUGAAAUGAUGAAGGAAGAUGAGGAUAAAAGAAGAAGAGAAAAUAAAGCAAAUAAGAAUUUUGAAGAACCAGACCCUGGGCUGCUAAAACAGAUUGAAGCAAACCAAGCUAUGGUGGUAAGAGGACUGAGAAAACAUUUUGGCAAUAAAAUCGCAGUGGAUGGGAUAGACCUCGACAUGUUCAGAGGCCAAAUCUUCGCCUUAUUAGGACAUAACGGUGCAGGAAAAACUACCACUUUAUCAAUGCUGAGUGGGCUUCUGGAGCCUACAUCAGGCAGCAUGACUGUAGAUGGCCAUGAUUUCAGAACUGAAAUGCCAGCAAUCAGAAAGAACCUUGGAGUAUGUCCUCAGCAUGAUAUCCUUUUCAAAAAUCUUACAGUUUAUGAGCAUUUAUAUAUGUUCUGUAGAUUUAAAGGAGUGUCUAAUAAAGAAGAAAUCAAGCAGGCUAUUGAUGAAAAGCUUAAAGAAGUCGACUUAGAGGAUAAGAGAAAUACAAGGGCUGGAAACUUGUCAGGAGGCCAAAAGAGGAAAUUGUCGUUGGCGAUCGCCCUGAUUGGAGGGUCUAGUAUAGUUAUGUUGGACGAGCCGACGUCUGGGAUGGACUUGACGGCCAGAAGAAGAAUGUGGGAUAUGCUGAGGAAUGAUAAGAGAGGAAGGAUUAUUAUUUUGACGACACAUUAUAUGGAAGAAGCAGAUAUUUUGGCAGAUAGAAUUGCAAUUAUGGCUGAUGGGAAAGUGAACUGUCUUGGAAGUCCUUUGUUCCUUAAGAAUAGGUUUGGAGUGGGGUAUAAUUUAAACCAUAUAAAAAUAUUGUUUAUCCUAUAAGCCGCCAUAAAGGGUGUUUUAUUUAAAAAACAAGCUUUUGGCUUACUAAUAGCCUUAUUUAUUCUUGACACUAAGCAUAACUAUAGUUAAAAACAUUGGCGCCACAGAUAAAGAAACAUCCCACAAAAUAAAAGACCUAGUCCAAAAAAUAAUCCCAGAAGCAGAAGUGCUUUCCGACGUCUCAGCCGAAUGUAACGAUGACCCCCCCUCAAUCUUCAUGUCUAUGCAACAAAAAUGCAAUUUUUUAAUAUAAAAUUUUAUAUAAAAAAAAAUAAUAAUUUUCAUGACUCUUGCAACAAAUCAUAUACUUAUUAAAAUGGCGACACGGGUCAACCUGCCCUCUUGGGCGCAGCAGUCCAGACCUUAUGGCUACGGCGAACUGGGACGGACUCCAAGCCGAGAAUCAGACGCAGGUUCAAGAAGUGUGUAUCCGGGUAGGUUUUGGCUGCUUUCCUGUUGUUGGAAAUGGAGGUGCUCAACAACGUCCUUGGAUCCGAGGACCCAUGGAUAUUCCUCUAACGAGAAACUGGGGGUUUCGGCACAGGCCAAGGGGAACAGUCUUUCUCCUGUAGCUGUCGAAGAAGGCGCUUUGACACCCAAUAGACUCCAAGGAUCCUUGGAAUCAAGCUACUCCAAUCGCCCGUAGCAGAGCAGCAGAAAUCCAUAAGCCGCCCACUCAAGACUGAGCUCCCAAGGCAAGGAGGAGACAGAAGAUAUCGGAAGGGCACUCUCGUAAGAGGGAUAGAUCCUCUGGACUGGAGUCCAAAAGCGAUAGAACCUUCCGUACGGGAGUUCUUUAAUGACUGCGUCAUCAAUAUGGCUAGCGCCUGUCUGUAAUAAUCUUGAUCCUCUUGCAACAAAUUUUCGAUGCGCAUCUUAAAUUUUUCCGUACUUUUUAGCUAGAUAAGUUUAAUAAAAUGGCGAGCGAUGGCAAUAGCCGUCCAAAUCUCGAUGAGAAGUCAUUGAGACACCUACAGCAGCGCUGUUUUAUGGGUUUUUUGAGAAACUCACCUAGAGAAAAAUGCAUUAAUUUUUUUUAUAAAAAUGUUUUGUUGCAGUAGGCAUGAAGAUUUUUUCGAAAAAUUUUUGUUGCAGUAGACAUGAAGAUUGAGGGGGGGUCAUCGUUACUUUCCAAAUCCCUCUAUCAGCUUCUCCCAUUUUUAGCCACUUCUUCAAAGAGCUCGACAAACGAAAAGACGACCUCAAAAUUGAAGCUUACGGAAUGUCAGUGACAACUCUUGAAGAAGUCUUCUUAAGAGUCGCCAGAGGUGACGAUGACAAAAAUACAGUCAACCGAAAAAGCAUUACCUUAGAUGACGCCGAAGUCAGUAGAUUUACUGAGAGCUUCAAUUCUAAUGAUGCUCCUUUUACAGGUGAACAGCUAGAAGUAGAAGACCCAAAAGGGAAAAAUUUCAAUAUUGCUACUGAUAGAGAAAGAGGGGUUCUUUUUGCGUCUCAUUUCUGGGCGCUAACACAAAAAAGGAUAAUAUACUCGUGGAGAGACUAUAAAGGAUUUGUGCUGGAAAUUGUGCUGCCUAUCCUGCUGGUGCUGUUUGGGCUUGCUUUGUUGACGAAAUUCAAUGUGUUCACUGACCAAAAAUCAAUGAAAGAAAGCUUGAACUUGUAUAGCGACCCACAGAAUAUUUUGUAUAACAACCCUACAAAUAAUGCUGUGGUAGAAAAUAUCAUGAAAAACAUGCAGACUACUCAAAAGAAGCUUAUGACUAGCACUAAUGUAUCUGCGGCAACGCUAGAUGACUUUGACCAGACAACUUAUGAUAUGAGGAACCAUCACCCGUAUAGAAUGGGUUCUUUUUACUUUUAUGAGACUGCCAAUAAUCAAUACUCAGUCGUUGUAUUCCAAAACACGACUUCACUUCAGUCUACUCCUACCUAUUUGAAUUUGAUUGGAAACAGCAUCCUACAGCAUGCUUAUGGGACUUUUCCUAAAAUCAACCUUUAUAAUGACCCUCUUCCAUUGACUCACAAACAGCUUGGGAUUGGUCAAAACACCGGAACAUUUUAUGUCUCUAUGAUUUUUUCAAUUGGUAUGGCAUUUAUUCCUACUGGGCUCGUUACUUUUAUAGUCAAAGAAAGAGAAAAUAACGUCAAGCAUCAACAUCUGGUCAGUGGUGUCUCAAUCCCUGCAUAUUGGCUGUCUUCUUAUGCCUGGGAUCUCUCCAAAUAUAUGAUCCCAGGAGUUGUAUCAGUCCUUCUUAUCUCUGCUUUUGACCUCCAAAGCUUGACUUCAGACAGCAGCGUUUUCAUAUCAGUCUGAAUUUUAUUCAUUCUUUAUGGAUGCGCUAUCUGUCCAUUUACCUAUGCAUCCAGUUUUCUAUUCAAGAGCUACUCAAUAGCUCAGUUCUUCAUUUUUAUCUAUAACUUAAUUACUGGGGCAAUUCUAGCUACUGUGGUAUGAACACUGAGGAUUAUUUCAGACGACACCAGACAUGUGGCAGACGUUUUACAAUAUAUAGGAAGAAUCAGCUCACCGAUUUUUUGCUUUGGGUUUGGGAUUAUGAAUGUUGCGAAUAGAAAUAUAUAUGAAUCUGCAUAUGGAGAAAGCCACCUAAAGGCACCUUUAAAUUGGGAUAUUGCUGGAGCUGAUGUAGCCUUUCUAGUUUUCCAUACAAUAGGUGGACUGAUUGCAAUUUUCCUUAUUGAAUGGAUCAGCACAGUACAAUGGUUCAGAAAUAUGGGAGCGGCCCAUGACCCUGGUGAAAACUUGUAUAGGCCAGAUGACGACGUAGAAAGGGUAAAAGCUGAAGUCCUCAGCACAGACCCUAAAAAUGUCGCUGUCAGAGUCUGCGGGAUCAGAAAAAUCUAUGGAAGUCUCUUUAAUAAAGAACAAGUAAAAAUUGCUAUCCAAGAAAUUUCCUUCGCCGUGCCCUUCCAAGAAGCUUUUGCAUUACUAGGGGUAAAUGGUGCAGGGAAGACAAGCACGUUUAGAAUCCUCACAGGCGAGUAUGGCCCCACAAAAGGAUCUGCCCACAUCAAUGGCUAUGAUGUGGUCGAAAACCUUUCAGAAGCCAGAUACAACAUUGGCUACUGUCCACAGUUUGACGCCCUCAGUGAGUUAUUAACCCCAACAGAGCACCUCAGACUUUAUGCCAGAAUUAAAGGAAUCCCUAAACCUCUAGUCCAGCACUUUGUCGAUAGGCAGCUUAAAGAUAUGGGACUUGAAAAAUACGCCAAGGUAAGGGCUGGGGCAUUGAGUGGAGGAAAUAAGCGAAAACUCUCAGUGGCCAUCGCAUGCAUUGGAAACCCACCAGUUGUAUUUCUUGACGAGCCUAGUGCAGGAAUGGACCCAGAAGCAAGAAAAAACAUGUGGAGAGUGAUAAAUGCCAUCAAAAAGAAAAAAGUCAGCAUCAUUUUGACGACUCACUCUAUGGACGAAGCAGAAGCUUUAUGCAAUAAUAUUGCCAUUAUGGUCGGAGGCAGACUGAGAUGCUAUGGCACAGCGACUCACAUUAAGAAUAAAUUCAGCAGUGGAUAUGAGCUAUUCACAAAAGUCACCUAUCCGAGCUCUGAAGAGACUUCUCAAUGGGUAAAUAAGCUGAAGUCAAGGCUAAAUGUGGACGCUGUCAAAGAAGCUGAUUUGCAAUAUGCAUUAGAAAUUUUGGAGUGUCCUGAACUGAUGUCAGAAAUUUCAAAGCAAGGGUCAGGGUCACAUAUAAGAGAUGAGCUUAAUGAUCUUCAUAGUGUUCAGGUAAGUUCUCUGAUUGAGUGGUGCAUCAUCGAAGGGUAUGGGCAGAAAAUUUACCGUUGGCUUGUGUCACACUUUAAUAAUAUUAGCCUAGCAGAACACUAUGGGACGUACUUCAAGUUUAGACUAGAAAAACAAGAAGGUAUUAGCAUUGGAGAGAUAUUUGGGAAGAUAGAGCAUCAUAAAGCAGAAAUGAGCGUGAGUGAGUAUUCGCUAAACUCCCCUUUUAAAAUUAGAAAAAAAUAUGCGUGGAAAUUAAGCCACAUUUAAAUUGGAGACAAAAUUUUAUUUUUUCAACAGAAAAUUUUAUAGUAUAAUAAUGAAUUUUUAUAUGACUUAAUUUAAUGAGGAAGUUCAAGUAGGAUGCUAUUUAAACAGCUAAAUGUUUAAUCGAUUUAUAUUUUAAAUUAAUUCUUUUUAAAAAUAAUCUAAUAUAAAUAUUCAUCGAAUUUAUUUUUUUAAAUUUUAUAAAAAUUGUUUUUUAUUAUGAAAAAUUAAAAUAGGAACAGAAUCUUUUGUUCCAAUUAAAAGGAUAGGAAAGUAAGCCAAACUACGCUUGAGCAGAUAUUCAAUAUGUUUGCGACUGAAGGAGAAGUCACUGCUGCAAAUGCUCGAUUGAGUAAGAAGAUUGAGCCUAUUGGAUAA